GCACAGAUCUGACGAUGUGAAAGAAAGUCAAUGGAAAAGUCCAACGACAGCACCGAGUAUGGCUUCAUCUUGGAAGGCUUCUCCGACCGCCCUCGCCUGGAGAUGGUACUCUUCAUAGUAAAUUUUACUCUGUAUUCGAUAGCUGUGCUGGGGAAUAUAACCAUUAUCCUGGUGUGUAUAUUGGACCCUCGGCUUCACACUCCAAUGUACUUCUUUCUGGCAAACCUUUCGUUUCUGGAUCUCUGCUUCAGUACCAGCUGCAUCCCACAGAUGCUGGUAAACCUCUGGGGCCCAGACAAGACCAUCAGCUAUGCUGGCUGUGUGGUCCAACUUUUCUCCUUCCUGUCGAUUGGCAGUGUAGAGUGCAUCCUGCUGGCCGUCAUGGCCUAUGACCGCUAUGCUGCCGUCUGCAAACCUUUGCACUACACGGCCAUUAUGCACCCGCAGCUGUGUGUGAGGCUGAUGGCUGUGGCCUGGGGGAGUGGACUCGCCAAUGCCAUCAUCAUGUCACCACUAACAAUGACCCUGUCCAGAUGUGGCCGCCGCAGAAUUAAUCAUUUCCUUUGCGAACUGCCAGCUCUGAUCAAGAUGGCCUGUGUGGAUGCUCGCCCGGUAGAAAUGUUGUCCUUCACCUUGGCCGUCCUCAUUGUCCUGCUGCCCCUCACUCUGAUUCUUGUCUCCUACGGUUACAUUGCUGCCGCUGUGCUGAGGAUCAAGUCGGCUGCUGGGAGGUGGAAAGCCUUCAACACCUGCAGCUCCCACCUCACCGUGGUCUCCCUGUUCUAUGGAAGUAUCAUCUAUAUGUAUAUGCAGCCUGGAAAUAGCUCUUCCCAGGACCAAGGGAAAUUUCUUACUCUCUUCUAUAACUUGGUGACUCCCAUGCUAAAUCCACUCAUCUACACUUUAAGGAACAAGGAAAUGAAAGGGGCACUGAAGAAGGUUUGUGGCAGGCACUGAGGGACAGAAGUAA
Arvicanthis niloticus (Nile rat) is the source of this 970-nucleotide messenger RNA. The record is from RefSeq and is a predicted model, not a curated record. Lineage: Eukaryota; Metazoa; Chordata; Mammalia; Rodentia; Muridae.